AUGGCGGAUUUGAGCGGUAUCAGGGUUCUUCGAGUGUCGAUCUUGAAUGGCGGAGAUAAUGGUCAGAGAGUAAAGGCUGGAGAUAUCUUGGAAAAGUCUGCUUGUGAAUCUGAGUCUGCUUAUUGUUCUUCAGGAAUUCUUUGUCUGGAGGAAACACUUCGAAGAGAAGUCCCUCGAGCCAUUUGGCUUCUUCGUGGUUCCCUUGAUGCCUUAGGACGACUUGCAAAUCCCUACAGGUGUUUUUCAAGCCAACCAUCAAUCCUCGUGACUUUGUUCAGCAUAGAGCCCCAUGAUAACAGCUUCGCCCAUUCGACUGCCUGGUUCAUCAAAAUGGUCUGCAUCCUCCAAGCACGAAAUCACCAACGGUCUAGAAAGCGUUCCUUUGGUGAAGUGUUCGCGGAAUCUUUGGUCUCGGAAACCAUCACAGUGGCCAUGUCCAGCUUUCUUGCAUUUGUUGACUUUGUGCGGUUGAUGGACGGAAGUCCUGCGGCAAGCCGGUAG
This is a messenger RNA of Aureobasidium namibiae CBS 147.97, 501 nucleotides long. RefSeq lists its product as uncharacterized. NCBI's taxonomy places the organism in Eukaryota, Fungi, Ascomycota, Dothideomycetes, Dothideales, Saccotheciaceae. Bases 1 to 501 code for a protein of 166 amino acids. The transcript has 4 exons. The record is from RefSeq and is a predicted model, not a curated record.